Phalaenopsis equestris is the source of this 1153-nucleotide messenger RNA. RefSeq names its product urease accessory protein G. The record is from RefSeq and is a predicted model, not a curated record. Gene Ontology annotation, molecular function: nickel cation binding; GTPase activity. Lineage: Eukaryota; Viridiplantae; Streptophyta; Magnoliopsida; Asparagales; Orchidaceae.
CUCGAUAAAAAAUUUAUGGCUGGGAGGAUUCGGGCGGUCUUCCAACUACAAUGCCCCGCAAGCGUCAACUGUGCUUCCUCCUCACAUUUCACUCAACUCAUCCUCGUCUCUCUUCUCAGCACAAAUCUCCUCACUCAUGGAACCCGAAGCGGAUCACCACCACCAUUACCACGGCGACCACCACCAUACCCAUGAAGGACAGCUUGAAGACGGAUCGCAGUCCUGGGUGGGACAGGACGGCAGGGUUUAUCAUUCGCAUGACGGGCUGGCACCACAUUCUCACGAGCCGAUUUAUUCACCCGGCCUCUUCGGUAGCCGGCCCCCGCCGCCGCUUGGCGCAAGAGACUUCAAAGAGCGCGCCUUCACCGUCGGCAUUGGUGGUCCCGUCGGCACUGGUAAAACAGCUUUAAUGUUAGCUCUCUGCCAGCAACUCCGUGAUAAGUACAGUCUUGCAGCAGUGACAAAUGAUAUAUUCACGAAAGAGGAUGGGGAGUUCUUGGUGAAAAAUGGAGCUCUUCCUGAGGAGAGGAUUCGUGCUGUAGAGACAGGAGGCUGUCCUCAUGCUGCUAUACGUGAGGAUAUAAGCAUUAAUCUUGGACCACUUGAAGAGCUGUCCAACUUGUUUAAGGCAGACCUACUACUCUGUGAAUCAGGGGGAGAUAACUUGGCUGCUAAUUUCAGUAGAGAGUUAGCAGAUUAUAUUAUAUAUAUAAUUGAUGUUUCUGGUGGUGAUAAAAUACCUAGAAAAGGAGGCCCAGGAAUAACCCAAGCGGAUCUUUUGGUUAUAAACAAGACGGAUCUUGCAACAGCAGUUGGUGCUGACUUGGCUGUUAUGGAACGAGAUGCACUUCGAAUGCGGGAUGGAGGACCUUUUGUGUUUGCUCAGGUGAAACAUGGAGUUGGAGUAGGGGAGAUUGUGAGCCAUGUCAUAGGAGCAUGGGAGCAAUCAACAGGGACGAAGCGACGUUAAUAUGAAUAUGAAAAAAAGGCUGUAAGCCAUAAUCAUGUUUUCUGCAUUUCUGCUUAUUCAUGUAGAUUUACAAUAAUGAUGCAGAUUCUUUCACUUUUUAAGUGCUUGCAUUAUUUACUGCUUUAACCUCAAAGAGUUUUAGGCUGUUAGCUGUUGUUCAUGGAUAGAUCCUUUUUUAUGCUA